Phytophthora nicotianae INRA-310 is the source of this 1340-nucleotide messenger RNA. Its product is annotated as 4-hydroxybenzoate polyprenyl transferase. The transcript has a single exon. Bases 37 to 1212 code for a protein of 391 amino acids. The record is from RefSeq and is a predicted model, not a curated record. Gene Ontology annotation, cellular component: mitochondrial inner membrane. NCBI's taxonomy places the organism in Eukaryota, Oomycota, Peronosporomycetes, Peronosporales, Peronosporaceae. Gene Ontology annotation, molecular function: prenyltransferase activity. Gene Ontology annotation, biological process: ubiquinone biosynthetic process.
AAUUUAAUUUGUGCGGACGGCGUGGCAUCGUUGCUCAUGGCUGCCCGAUUCCUGCUCGCUCGUGCUGCAGGGCACCACCGUGCAACCCAGACAGCUCUUCAGCUCGUUAACUCACCUGCAGCGCGCUCUGGUAUUGCACGCUUAGCCACUUCGUCCUCCGUUGCGCUGCAUCCGUCCAAGCGAUGUGUGUCAUUCACGUCCGCUGGAAUCCAAAAAACAUGGUUUAGUACUUCCCCGUCGCCCUCAUUGCCCCACACCAAGCAGGACCAUGAACAGGAUAAAUCGGGAGAUUUAGAGUCUAAAAAGGACGUGUUCAAAAUCGAGAAGGACACGUGGGCUGAGCGUCAUGCGCCGGAGUGGAUGCUGCCGUACAUUCAGGUCGCCCGCAUCAAUCGCCCGGCACCAACCUUUUUGCUGCUGUGGCCUUGCUAUUGGAGCAUUGCCAUGGCCGCUCCCGCCGGUCAGUUGCCGGACUUGAAGCUCUUGGCGCUUUUUGGCACCGGGGCCUUCAUUAUGCGCAGUGCCGGAUGCACCAUCAACGACAUGUGGGACAAGGACUUUGACAAGCAGGUGGAGCGCACCAACAAGCGACCGUUAGCUGCUGGAAAACUCACGUAUCCCCAGGCGUGGGGGUUCCUUGCGGGUCAACUGUCGGCUGGUUUAGCGGUGCUGAUGCAGCUUAACUGGUAUAGUGUCGCUAUGGGUGCGUCCUCGCUCGCACUUGUUGCUACAUAUCCGACGAUGAAGCGAUUCACCUACUGGCCACAAGCAGUCUUGGGACUGACGUUUAACUACGGGGCGUUGCUGGGAUGGGCCGCAGUUCACGGAUCGUGCGACUGGUCGGUGGUGCUGCCGCUGUACGCUGGCGGUGUGGCAUGGACGCUGGUGUAUGACACACUGUACGCCCACCAGGACAAGAAGGACGACGUCAAGAUCGGUGUUCGCUCGACGGCUCUGCUUUUUGGUGACAAGACGAAGCCGGUGCUAAAUUUCUUCUCGGCUGCUGCAAUCGCGGGCUUUGGCACUGCGGGGUACAUGGCUGGUCUGGACUGGCCAUUCUUCAUGGGACUUAGUGGAGGAGCUGCGCACUUGGCGUGGCAGGUGAAUACUGCCAAACUCGACGACCCUAUUAACCUUCAGGCACGGUUUGGUUCGAACAAAUGGUUCGGAGCGCUCAUGUUUGCAUCUGUCGUGGCGGGUAACGUCGUGUGAGAUGUCAGUGACUGCACUCCACGACAACUUAGAUCGGUCCGAUAUGUCGAGGGCUAAACUUUUGUGGGUAGAGAGGACUGUUUACAUAUGCACAACUAAACUAGAAUAUAGCUAGACUGAAUUAGCAA